Messenger RNA from Selaginella moellendorffii, 427 nucleotides. RefSeq lists its product as uncharacterized. The record is from RefSeq and is a predicted model, not a curated record. The coding region runs from base 18 to 326 and encodes 102 amino acids. NCBI's taxonomy places the organism in Eukaryota, Viridiplantae, Streptophyta, Lycopodiopsida, Selaginellales, Selaginellaceae. The transcript has 3 exons.
UUAGGGCUUUGCUUGAGAUGGGGAGUGCUGUCUAUGGCGGCAUUGCGGUGAGCAGGAUCCGGGGAGUCGCGGCGGCCGCCGGCAGCGGCAGAUUCAAGCCGGAGUCUUCGAUCUACUGCAAAUGCCGGGCUUACAAUGGCGACGGGAGCAGUGGGAAUGGCGGGAACGGAGGCGACAAGAGGCCCCCCCAGGAUGCGCUUCUCAGGGCGCUCUCAGAGGUUUCCAAGCGCGAUGGUCGAGUGGGGAAGACUCUCAAUGUCGUGAUUGGAGGCUAUCUUCCUGAGGAUCAAUGGAAGGCAUUGGACGAACGGCUUUGCACCAGGUGAAUCUCUACCCGAUGGUGAGGAGAUUCACAGCGAUUGGGAGAGGAGGCGACGAUUUCGCGCAGGCGAUGGUGGUUGCCGUGGAGACUGUUCUUCAGUCUCCA